Molecule: messenger RNA, 972 nt
Organism: Prunus armeniaca (apricot)
Lineage: Eukaryota; Viridiplantae; Streptophyta; Magnoliopsida; Rosales; Rosaceae
Source: the annotation of a GenBank genome assembly
AUGGCCUUGGUUUUGGCUAUGGCUUUGGCCAUGGUUUUGGCUGUGGCUCAGGAGGUCGAGGGGCAGCUUAUGGUAGGUUUCUAUGGUGAAACAUGCCCCCAAGCCGAGCCCAUUAUCCGCAACGUCGUUAGAGAAGCUAUUCUCUCCGAUACCAACAUGGCACCAGUCUUGCUCAGGCUCCAUUUUCACGACUGCUUCGUUGAGGGUUGUGAUGGGUCAAUUCUGAUUGAGAACGGCCCAAGCGGUGAGAGGCAUGCAUUUGGUCACCAAGGCGUUGGGGGAUUUGAAGUGAUAGAGAAAGCCAAGGCAGAGUUGGAGGCUGCAUGCCAAGGCGUGGUUUCUUGUGCAGAUAUUGUGGCCUUGGCAGCUAGAGAUGCUAUAGCCAUGGCCGGUGGACCGGCGUACGAGGUGCCUACCGGCCGAAGAGAUGGGGUGGUUUCAAAUAUGUCUUUGGCAGAUGACAUGCCAGAUGUUAGUAAUUCAAUCCAACAGCUCAAGGUUAAGUUCAUGCGCAAGGGCCUUACAGAAAAGGACCUUGUCCUCCUCUCUGCUGCUCAUACAAUAGGGACAACGGCAUGCUUCUUUUUGACCAAAAGGCUCUACAACUUCUUUCCGGGAGGGGGAUCGGAUCCAGCAAUCAACCCCACUCUCCUCCUCGAACUAAAACAAAAGUGCCCUCAAAACGGCGACGUAAAUGUGCGGUUACCCACUGACCAAGGAAGCGGGCAGGCAUUUGACCUUCAUAUUCUGCAAAAUAUCAGAAAUGGGUUCGCCGUGUUAGAAUCCGAUGCCAAGCUCAACGAGGACGCAGUGACCAGGGGUAUAAUGGACAAUUACUUUGGUUUCUUCAGUAAUCUCCCAUUUGGACCUUCUUUUGAGGCAGAUUUUGUUGAAGCAAUUCUAAAGAUGGGCCAGAUUGGUGUAAAGACAGGUUUCCAGGGUGCGCCCAGGAGAGUUUGUGCUAGCUUUUAG